AUGGUCACGGGUUCGAAUCCAGGAUCAAUACCCGGCCGGGCUAACCAUGCCUUCGAACCCUCAGGAGUAGAGGAACAAUCGGAUGAGAAAGUUCCAAUUAUUCAAACUGAGGAGCAAUGGCUUGAAUUCGUUUCGGAGAAUCCUUCUAUGGACUACGAGGACCACAGCGAGUCAUCUCCUCCAGUACUCCUCACAAGAAAAGAUGACCACUUGACGGAAUUCCUUAUUCCAGCCUCGUUUUUCGGUUCUAAAUGCACUGCCACACAGGAAGUUGUUCUUGGCUUUUCCCAAUCCACUGCUUGUACUCCUGAGUUCACGUCUUUCUCGGAGUCCGAAUGCCUAUCAAACAGCUUUCUUUCUGCUCAAUCACUUUUCGGGUCACCAUUGGUAUCGCUCAUUGGCAACGAGAUUACUGAAACGAUGUUUCGUACAAAUACUACUUUAAUGGCAGCGCAAUGGAUAGACGGUCAGUGCCGAAACGUCAUCGAAGAGGUAACAAUGGAAAUCACUAUCAAUGGAACCUUGAUAGUUGAUGCUGAACUGCCUUCGAUCACGUAUUCGACGCUGACGGCACAAAACCACACCACCUUUAGGCAGAAGUUCACCGUCGUCUUCAAAGACCACCUCGAGUCACCCCACGAGAACAAGGAGCGUGGAUAUCAACGUGGAGAUGAAAUCUAUGCUAUGAAGGAUGAUCUCGACGCUCCGUUCUUGUUCUCACUGCCGCUUGCUGGGCUCUGUGAAACACACAGCAGAGUACCUAUCAAAUUCUUGGUUAACUCUUCAUCCACUUGCACCAUACGAGUUUCGCAAUGCCAAGAGAUGCAAAAAGUAGUCCAACAACUCGAAGACGAGUUUGUGCCCAAAUGGGUUCGUAGUGUGCCGGAUGGAAUCAUAUCCAACGAGACCAAUGCACAGGUGAUUCGGAAAAAUCGAACCGAGGUACAGGUGUCCCUCACCGACUCGGCAAUCAUACGGUUCAGCGUUCAAUUCAAAGACUCAACCCCACGUAAGACACACUUUUUGAAGUCUUUUCAACUGUUCGUACCCUAG
Messenger RNA from Haemonchus placei, 1053 nucleotides. The record is from the annotation of a GenBank genome assembly. Lineage: Eukaryota; Metazoa; Nematoda; Chromadorea; Rhabditida; Trichostrongylidae.